This is a messenger RNA of Thermothelomyces thermophilus ATCC 42464, 249 nucleotides long. RefSeq lists its product as uncharacterized. The coding region runs from base 1 to 249 and encodes 82 amino acids. The record is from RefSeq and is a predicted model, not a curated record. NCBI's taxonomy places the organism in Eukaryota, Fungi, Ascomycota, Sordariomycetes, Sordariales, Chaetomiaceae. The transcript has 3 exons.
AUGGCCGGCGGCGAAAUGUUGACGCAGCGGAGAAAGAAGGGCGACGAGGAAAGAGCACUUUGCGCGCACCCUCCCCCCCAACCUCCCCUCGACCAUAAACGGCGGCACAGCUGCCGCGGGGCAGACAUCCCGCCUGCAGAUCGUUGCAACCUCACGGUUAAGGGUCGCGCCACACCACCGCCGCUCGGCCCCGAGACGGGCCCAGCAGCGAGAGGCGAGGUCGACGAGGUCGACAAGGUCAACAAGUAA